AUGCUGAAUGAGGAUCAUUGGUUCAUCACCCCCAAUUCGCUUCAGAUCUCUGUCGAUGGCAAGGCCUUUACAAUCAGGCUCAAUCGUCCACAGAAGUUCAAUGCGCUCACAGUGGAUAUGUAUAAGGGCAUUGAAGCCGCUCUUAAAGCGUCGAAUAGCGACAGCUCGACUUCUGUCACAGUAAUAACAGGAACUGGUGACUUUUUUUGUUCCGGAAAUGAUCUUAGCAACUUUGCAAAAGCAGCAUCUGCUAGCAAAGCUGAAAUAAAGGAGAUGGCUGAAACAGCGGCUGUGGUCUUGAAAGACUAUAUCCAGGCAAGUCAACUUUUAACGUCCAAACUUACUCAUUUGGGGCUGCCGGCAGCAAGCAUUUGUAAGCAUAUAGGCAGGUUUAUGCGCUUUAUCUAUGCUUUUGCAUAUAUUGAUCAUGAGAAGCCACUCCUAUGUCUAAUUAAUGGGCCAGCUAUUGGAAUAGCCGUCACCGUACUUCCGCUUUUUGAUUAUGUCUUGGCCACCGAUAAGUGUACAUUCCAUACUCCGUUUGCUACACUUGGGCAAUCUCCAGAAGGAGCAUCGUCGUACACAUUUCCUCUCUUAAUGGGUCAGCUGAGAGCGUCUGAAGUGUUGACGUUAAAUAAGAAACUUACGGCACAGCAGGCUUUUGACCGAGGUUUGGUCAAUGAGGUCAAUGAAAUGUUAUGUUUUGUUCGAACUCCAACUUAUGCCUUGUUUCUACGUUAG
Messenger RNA from Strongylus vulgaris, 741 nucleotides. The record is from the annotation of a GenBank genome assembly. Lineage: Eukaryota; Metazoa; Nematoda; Chromadorea; Rhabditida; Strongylidae.